AUGGAAGAAGAAGAUGAUACAGUGAAAGAGGGGUUAAUGGCUUCUCCAAGAGAAAUCUUCAGCAUUUCAGGCCCCAUUCAUCUAACUUCCAUUGACUGGAAUAAUUCAUACCACAGAACCUCGGUGGCAUCAUGUUUGGUACAAGCAGUGUACACACUAGAACGAGACAGACAGCAAAACAGGAUUGGUCUCAAGUCACAAGCCCAUCAUUGGUGGGAGUUUUUCAACUUCACUUUAGCCGAAACCCUAAUCGACCAAUCAGACGGAUCCAUAUACGGCGCCGUUUUCCAGUACAAACUCUUUUCCUACAAUUACCAUAAUACCCCUUAUUCCAAAACACCUCCUCUUCACGUGAUAGCGUUCCGUGGCACCAUCAUGAAGCCGCACUCUCGGUCACGUGACCUUAGGCUCGACCUACGCUGCGUCCGUGAUUGCCUCCACGACAGCACAAGAUUCGUGCAUGCGAUAGAGGUGAUCAAAACCGCUGUGGCUAAAAACGGCAAUGCAUCCGUGUGGCUCGCUGGACACUCUCUUGGAGCCGGCAUGGCUUUACUUGCCGGAAAGAUUAUGACGAGGUCUGGUUUUCCACUUGAGUGUUACCUUUUUAAUCCUCCUUUCUCCUCUAUUCCGAUAGAGAAGCUAGUGAAGAGCGAGAAGAUUAAACAUGGAGUUAGAUUUGCUGGAAGUCUAGUCAAAGCUGGAGUAGCCAUUGCUGUCAAGGGUCGCCACCAUCACAAUAAGGGUCAAGAAGACGAUUCGUUUAUGAAACUAGCAUCAUGGAUACCUUAUUUGUAUGUGAAUCCUUUAGAUCCAAUCUGCUCAGAGUACAUUGGUUACUUCAACCAUAGAAACAAAAUGUUUGAGAUAGGAGCUGGAAAAAUCGAGAGGAUCGCUACGAGGAACUCACUAAGGAGUCUGUUGACCGGAGGAGGAGGAGGAGGAAGUUCUUGUUCUGAUUCUUCAUCAGAACCUCUUCAUCUUUUACCAUCGGCGUAUAUGACGAUAAACACUAGCAAAUCCCCUGAUUUUAAGAGGGCUCAUGGGAUCCAUCAAUGGUGGGAUCCUAUGUUCACUGGUGAAUAUGUUUUGCAUCAGUUUAAUCAGUGA
Eruca vesicaria subsp. sativa (arugula) is the source of this 1107-nucleotide messenger RNA. The record is from the annotation of a GenBank genome assembly. NCBI's taxonomy places the organism in Eukaryota, Viridiplantae, Streptophyta, Magnoliopsida, Brassicales, Brassicaceae.